CUCCGCCUGAGGUGUGAGAGAAGCGGUGACCACGGCGCUGGCUGCUGGGACACGGGAACAUGAUGAUCUCUGGAGCAAAGGCGCUGAGAAGGGACCCUGGCGGCGCUGGGUCGUGCGAGCCAGUAGCGGGCUGAAACGUAGAGGCCAGAGCCAGGUCUUAGGGGGCACCAAAGGCGAUCGGAGGUGAUCCCCACACCCCUUCCUCCUGAAAGUCAGGCUGGCCGGGAGCUCCCGUAUCCAGGACGGUUGGUCGCCUCUGGCCUGGCAGGUCUCCUAGUGUCUCGGGACCUCCCGGUGACGCGCCUGCCUCCCCUGCUGCACCAUAGCCCCGGGAGUACGGCGUCCCCAUCGCUCGGACCGGCAGGCGCUCGUGAAAUGUUUGUCAAGUGGAUAAAUGACCAUGGCCAUGGUCUCCGUGGGAGGUGAGGAAACUGAAAGCCACCAAGGCAAAGGGGGGCGCUCCUUAAGAAGUGCCGCGGUCACGUGUACGUUUCAAAAGAAGGGCGUGACUGAGUAGGGAGGGGACCGCGGAAACCCUCAAACCCUGGACUGUAAGGGGAUGAGGGGCCGUGAAGGGGAACCCAGGAAACUGAGUCCUGAAAGCAAGGAGGAGCUUCCAGAAUGAAGGGCGCCAUCACGCCUCCCUGCCUUUGCUCAAGCGGUUCCUUCACCCCGAUCAAGUUCUUUCCCAUUUCUCCACCUGUGGGGAUCCUGAACGUGCACCUCCUCAGAGAAGCCCUCCUUGGGUCUCCAGUUCUAGUUUAUUGCUCCCUCCUAUCGAUUCCCCAGCACGCUCAUCGGGCCUGUGGACAAGGACCGGUUUGAGGAGAGGAUUCUCUGGAUCGCGGAGGGACUACAGAAGCCGCGCAGCCCCUUCCCAGGAUGCCAAAGGGGCCUGGGCAGAAGGGAAGUGGCCGUGCCCGGGCCUGCCUGCCACUAGAUCCCCACCCACCUAUGACUGCUCAGUCCUGCUGUCCUGCUCUCCUACCAGACCCACCUUUCCUUGGCCCAAGCCAGCGCACCCCGCCCACUCCCUGCCCAGUCCAAACUCCGAGGCUGGGCGAGGCACUGAUCCACGGCUGGAACGACCUGGGGCAGCCUCUGGGUGAACAGCAGCGUGACCGCCGGCAGAGAACCGAGACCAGCGAGCCGACCAUGAGGCUGCACCGACUUCGCGCGCGGCUGAGCGCGGUGGCCUGUGGGCUCCUGCUGCUUCUAGUCCACGGCCAGGGUGAGGCUCCCGCGGAGGGGCGACAGAGACUGGGCUCAGAUCUGCCAAAUGCUGCGGAGGCAGAACCUGACAGUGCGGGGAGGGAAGGUGCCUGAGAGGUAGGAGCUGGUGGAGAUGACAGCGUGGAACUCGUGAGCCCUACGCGACGCCUCCCCGCCGCCCAAGAUGGAGUCUCACUCUGUCACCCAGGCUCACUGCAGCAUCCAUCUCCAGGGUUCAAGGGAUCCUCAUGCCUCAGCCUCCCAAGCGGCUUUAAUUACAGGCACACACCACCACACGCCAGGACUCUACCAGUCCCAUCCGGACCACACACACGGGGCAGGUGGUGGGGAGUCUUGUCCAUGUCAAGGGCGCCGAUGCCGGGGUCCAUACCUUCCUGGGAAUUCCCUUUGCCAAGCCACCUCUAGGUCUGCUGCGAUUUGCACCGCCUGAGCCCCCUGAAUCUUGGAGUGGUGUGAGGGAUGGAACCACCCAUCCGGCUGUGUGUCUGCAGGACCUCACCACAAUGGAUUCAGAGGUUCAGAACCAAGUCAAUGUGACCAUCCCUUCCAUCUCCAUGUCCGAGGACUGCCUGUACCUCAGCAUCUACACGCCGGCCCAUAGCCAUGAAGGCUCUAACCUGCCGGUGAUGGUGUGGAUCCACGGUGGUGGGCUUGCUUUUGGCAUGGCUUCCAUGUAUGAUGGUUCCAUGCUGGCCGCCUUGGAGGACGUGGUGGUGGUCACCAUCCAGUACCGCCUGGGUGUCCUGGGCUUCUUCAGCACUGGAGACAAACAUGCAACCGGCAACUGGGGCUAUCUGGACCAAGUGGCCGCACUACGCUGGGUCCGGCAGAAUAUCGCCCACUUUGGAGGCAACCCUGACCGUGUCACCAUUUUUGGCGAGUCUGCAGGUGGCACGAGUGUAUCUUCACUUGUUUUGUCCCCUAUAUCCCAAGGACUCUUCCAUGGGGCCAUCAUGGAGAGUGGCGUGGCCCUCCUGCCUGGCCUCAUUGCCAGCUCGGCUGAUGUCAUCUCCAUGGUGGUGGCCAAUCUGUCUGCCUGUGACCACGUUGACUCUGAGGCCCUGGUGGGCUGCCUGCGGGGCAAGAGUAAAGAGGAGAUUCUUGCAAUUAACAAGCCUUUCGACAUGAUGAUCCCCGGAGUGGUGGAUGGGAUCUUCCUGCCCAGGCACCCCCAGGAGCUGCUGGCCUCUGCCGACUUUCAACAUGUUCCCAGCAUCAUUGGUGUCAACAAUGAUGAAUUCGGCUGGAUUAUCCCCAAGGUCACAAGUAUCUAUGACACCCAGAAGGAAAUGCACAGAGAGGCCUCCCAGGCUGCUCUGCAGGAAAUGUUAAGGCUAAUGAUGUUGCCUCCUACAUUUGGUGACCUGCUGAUGGAGGAGUACAUUGAGGACAAUGGGGAUCCCAAGACCCUCCAAGCUCAGUUCCAGGAGUUGAUGGCGGACUCCAUGUUUGUGAUCCCUGCACUCCAAGUAGCACAUUUUCAGUGUUCCCGGGCCCCUGUGUACUUCUACGAGUUCCAGCAUCAGCCGAGCUGGCUCAAGAACAUCAGGCCGCCGCACGUGAAGGCAGACCAUGGUGAUGAACUUCCUUUUGUUUUUGGAACUUUCUUCUGGGGCAACUACGUUAAAUUCACUGAGGAGGAGGAGCGGCUAAGCAGGAAGAUGAUGAAGUACUGGGCCAACUUUGCUCGUAACGGGAACCCCAACGGCGAGGGUCUGCUACACUGGCCGCUGUUCGACCAGGAGGAGCAAUACCUGCAGCUGAACCUACAGCCUGCGGUGGGCCGGGCUCUGAAGGCCCACAGGCUCCAGUUCUGGAAGAAGGUGCUGCCCCAGAAGAUCCAGGAGCUCAAGGAGCCUGAAGAGAGACACACAGAGCUGUAGCUCCCUGUGCCGGGGAGGAGGGGGUGGGUUCGCUGACAGGCGAGGGUCAGCCUGCUGUGCCCACACACACCCACUAAGGAGAAAGAAGUUGAUUCCUUCAUUCACUUAGCCAUUCAUUCAUUCUUGCAUCCAUCCAUUCAGAAAGCAUUUAUGAAGAACUUACUCAGGCAUGAUGGCUCAUACCUGUAAUCCCAGCUAUUGGGAAGGCUGAGAUGGGAGGAUGGCUUGAGUUCAGAGAUUUGAGACCAGCCAGGGCAACACAGUGAGACCCCUUCUCAAAAAAAAAAAAAAAAAAAAAAAAAAAGAGA
Pongo pygmaeus (Bornean orangutan) is the source of this 3424-nucleotide messenger RNA. Its product is annotated as cocaine esterase. The coding region runs from base 1737 to 3116 and encodes 459 amino acids. The record is from RefSeq and is a predicted model, not a curated record. The transcript has 13 exons. Lineage: Eukaryota; Metazoa; Chordata; Mammalia; Primates; Hominidae.